GCCAGCCGCGUGAGUCUUUCAGUUUCUUGUAACGUUUGGGUGAGGAGACUCUACAGGAGCUAUUACAACAGACGGCUUUAUUUCCGUUUCCUUAUUACUCCAGUAUAGAUAUAAUUUUUUUUUUUUACUUAACAAUGGGAUCCGAAGAUAAAUAUCUCCCCGAGCUAAUGGCUGAAAAGGACAGCAUUGAUCCUUCUUUCACGCACGCCAUGAAAUUGUUAUCGGCUGAAAUUGAAAGAGUACAGAAGGGUGAUUCAAAAAAAGAGGAUGAAGAAACAUACCUGGAUUUGUUCUCACACAAGAACGUUAAACUGAAGGAACGUGUUUUGAUCCCAGUCAAGCAGUAUCCAAAGUUCAACUUUGUGGGAAAAAUCUUGGGACCUCAAGGUAAUACUAUCAAGAGACUUCAGGAAGAGACUGGGGCAAAGAUCUCUGUUCUUGGUAAAGGCUCCAUGAGGGAUAAAGGAAAGGAGGAGAGCUUGCGAAAAGGAGGAGACCCAAAAUAUGCUCACCUAAACAUGGAACUUCACGUCUUAAUUGAAGUGUUUGGCCCACCAAUAGAAUCCUACAUUCGAAUGUCCAAUGCAAUGGAAGAAGUAAAGAAAUUCCUUGUACCGGAUAUGGUUGAGGACCUUCACCAGGAUCAGUUCCUAGAGUUGUCUUAUCUUAAUGGUGCCCCAGAUCCUUCUCGUGGCAGAGGCGGUCCUGUCAGAGGCCGUGGAGGCCUCCCACCACCACCUGCACCUUCAAGGGGACGUGGUGGUGUACCACCACCUCGGGGUGCCCCUCGAGGUGCUCCAGCUAGAGGGGUGAUGCCACGUGGUGCUCCUGUUGGUCGUGGAGUUCCACCUGUCCCUGGAAGAGGUGGCCCUGCUGCACGUGCUCGUUCAGCUCCUGGAAUUCAGAGAAUACCAUUGGCUCCUUCUGCAGAGGCUUAUGACUACGGUUAUGAAGACCAGUAUGGAGAUCAAGGUUAUGAAGGCUAUGAUUCCUAUUAUGGUCAAAGCCAAGGAGGUGAUACAGAAUAUUAUGAUUACGGCCACGGAGAAGCACCAGAGUCAUACGAUUAUGGCCCAGAUGAUUGGAACAGACCAUCGUUAAAAGCACCUCCAACCAGACCUGUGAAGGGGGCAUACAGAGAGCACCCAUACGGAAGAUACUGAAGAUAAAUGAACGGAAACAACUGGUUUUUAACACCAAACUUUAUCCAGAGCUGUUGAAAUGCAGCUGCCAGACAAGUAAUUGUCUAAAUGUUUAAUCCUUUGUGGACUUCUCCCCUGCCCUCACCACUUUCUGUUGUAAAGUAAAGCAUUUUAAUGUGUGCCUGACCAUGUUGGGCAGCAUUAGGUGGUUUUUCAGCUGAACAUCUGCUAAAGGACUGGUUUAUAAAAACAAACCCAAUUUAAAAAUCUUAAUGCUUGCUUUAAAACGUUACUAGGUUUGGUGUUAUUUUUGAUGUGUUUUGGUUUAAACUGAGUGUAGUUGCAGAAUCCCAAGUAGGCUGCAUUUCAAAAUUCCUCAUUCAAAAACUCAAAAUUCCUUUGUAAAGUGAAAAUAGCAAGCACCAAACUGCUGAUCCCGUUUUAGUGUUUUCUUUUAAAACUCAGCUUGCAAAGACUUCUAUUCUAGCCCCUUACUGGCCCAAGUUGGUCACAAAAUUUGCUUUCUAGUUUUUAAGGCGGUCCCAAAGUUUUUUGUUGAAUCUUCUCCUUUGUUUUUAUAGUCAGCAGUAAAGCUAAUGCUGUAGGAGCAGUAAUUUUGAAAUUUUUUUAAAAUUUUAAAAAGAGGGGCAGGCUAUGGAUGGGUUCAACUUUGAAGCAGUUGGAAAAUUGAGCUUAUUUCGACGUGGUCUACAUAAAAAGGGAAACUGCAGCUAAUACGGGAGACUACUCCUUACUGUACAUAUAAAAACUUCAAUUUGUAUAUUGUCCUUUAAACCUGUACCUUGGAAUAUAGAAGUUGUGUCAGUCUGCUUUAAAUAGGUAGCUUAACCUAUGUCAAAACACGUUUGCAGCAGUUUGUGAAUAAAGUAACUUUUUUAUGAAAAUAA
Molecule: messenger RNA, 2050 nt
Organism: Protopterus annectens (West African lungfish)
Lineage: Eukaryota; Metazoa; Chordata; Ceratodontiformes; Protopteridae
Gene: KHDRBS1
Product: KH RNA binding domain containing, signal transduction associated 1
Exons: 9
Coding region: 135-1163 (342 amino acids)
Biological process (GO): regulation of alternative mRNA splicing, via spliceosome
Cellular component (GO): nucleus
Molecular function (GO): mRNA binding; poly(A) binding
Source: RefSeq, a predicted model, not a curated record